Molecule: messenger RNA, 834 nt
Organism: Ramularia collo-cygni
Lineage: Eukaryota; Fungi; Ascomycota; Dothideomycetes; Mycosphaerellales; Mycosphaerellaceae
Product: related to 5-amino-6-(5-phosphoribosylamino)uracil reductase
Exons: 1
Coding region: 1-834 (277 amino acids)
Biological process (GO): riboflavin biosynthetic process
Molecular function (GO): 5-amino-6-(5-phosphoribosylamino)uracil reductase activity
Source: RefSeq, a predicted model, not a curated record
AUGUCGGAAGUGCACGAGCUCAGCCAUGAAGACCUCACAUUCCUCGAAGAUUUCAUGCCCAAAAGAAUUGAUGAUGAUGCCAAUGAGCUGCCCUACACCACAUUGACCUGGGCCCAGUCACUCGAUGGCAAAAUUGCCCUGGGACGCGGUUUGCGUACACAACUUUCCGGUGUCGAGAGCAGAUCCAUGACCCACUACCUCCGGGCACGACACGAUGCCAUUCUGGUAGGUCGCGCGACAGCUGAAGUCGACAAUCCAAGUCUGAAUUGCCGAUAUCCCGGUGCAAGCUUCGAUGACCAGCCGCAGCCCGUGAUACUGGAUAUGGACGGUCGCUGGGCAGUGCAGGGCCCGACUAGUAAAGUCCAUGGCCUUGCCACUACCAAACAAGGCAAGUUUCCAUGGCGUAUUGGUGGACAAGACGUACCGGGACAUACUUUCAUUGCGGCCGUGGAGACGGAUCGUCAUAACAUCACGACCAUUUCCGUCCCGAAACAAGCGGGCAGGCUGGCAUGGAGGGACAUUUUGAAGGCAAUUAAGAAGCAAGGCGUCAACAGUGUUAUGAUUGAGGGCGGUGCUCAGGUGAUACAAGAUCUCCUGGCGCUCCCGCAGCUCGUAGAUGCGGUUAUCAUCACAGUGGCCCCUACCUUCCUAGGGUCAACAGGGAUUUCCAUCAGUCCAGCGGAGAGGCGGUCAUCGACAGGCGAGAUCAUCAAUGCUGCGUGGCUUGAAAACAUGCGGUCGCGACCCUUUGGAAAUGAUAUUGUCACGUGUGGUCGACUUGCUAGGGAAAUCCCCUCAUCACCAGGGCGUUCCUUCGACAUUGCCAUGCGUUGA